UGCGGCCGCCGCCGUGCGCCAAGCACUCGCCGCGCGACCGCUUUGUUGCAUCUUGACCGCCGGCACCAUGCACACGCCGGGUGCCGCGGGCCCGGGCGACGCGAGCGCGGUUGAUAUCAUGGACAUAUGUGAGUCCAUUCUGGAGAGGAAGCGACAUGACAGCGAGCGGUCAACAUGCAGCAUCUUGGAACAGACAGACAUCGAAGCUGUCGAGGCUCUUGUUUGCAUGAGCUCCUGGGGUCAAAGAUCCCAGAAAGGUGACCUAUUGAAGAUAAGACCCCUCACACCUGUCUCUGACUCUGGGGAUGUCACCACCAUUGUGCAUGUGGACACAGCUGCACCCGAGCUACCAAAGGACUUCCAUUCUUUAUCGACUCUGUGCAUGACUCCUCCACAGAGCCCCGACCUCAUGGAACCAUCAACAGGGAUACCUGUUCCUUCCCAAGUGACUGAUUCCAAAGCACGCAUGGUCAUGGCCAUCGCCCCCGCCUCUGCUGUGUCUGCCGAAGUGCUGAGCAGGAAGGCGGGGAGUGGGCUGCCUGGUUCGAAGCCAGAGACGCUGGAGCCAGCCCCUGGCCCACCCUGCAGAGCCGUGGUGAUGAGUGUGAUCCACCACAUGGGGGAGAGUCCUGCUCCUGCCCACGUUCCUGCGGCCCAGGCUCAAGAACAGGGACUUUCAGACAAUAGAGGAGAAGCACAGUUUCUGGGACCUUGUGCGGCUUUGCAGGACACACACCUCACUGACAGUUUACUCAGCACAGACUCAGUAUCCUGUCAGUCUUGCUUGCACAACUCUGGUGGCCUGAACCCCACCGAUAAAGGCCAGCAGCCAGGGUGGCCUGUUGCAGUUCAAAACUGCUCACCAAAGAAUUAUGAAAAUUACUUGCCAAGGAAAGCCACCCCUCUGAUUUCUGUCCCUGUCCCCAGCCCCCCAGUCCUUUGCCAGAUGAUCCCCAUGCCUGGACAGAGUGGCGUGAUAUCAGCUUUUUUGAAGUCUCCUCCCCAAGGGUCUGCAGGGACUGUCAAGCCCAUCUUACCCCAGACUGCUGCAGUCGCCCAGCCUGUGUUCAUGGGCCCGCCUGUGCCUCGGGGAACUGUGAUGCUGGUCCUUCCCCAGGCCACCCUCCCCCAGCCUGCUGCCUGCUCAUCCAGUGUGAUGGCUGUUGGGAAUACCAAGUUACUGCCCCUUGCCCCAGCUCCAGUUUUCAUCGCAUCCAGCCAAAACUGUGCCCCUCAGGUAGACUUUUCCCGAAGGAGGAAUUAUGUUUGCAACUUCCCAGGCUGCCAGAAAACCUACUUCAAGAGUUCCCAUCUCAAGGCUCACCUUCGCACGCACACAGGGGAGAAGCCUUUCAAUUGCAGCUGGGAUGGCUGUGAUAAAAAAUUCGCUCGUUCAGAUGAACUUUCCCGCCACCGUAGAACGCACACAGGGGAGAAGAAAUUUGUGUGUCCAGUGUGUGAUCGGCGUUUCAUGCGUAGCGACCACUUGACGAAGCAUGCCCGGCGUCACAUGACUACCAAGAAAAUCCCUGGCUGGCAGGCAGAGGUUGGCAAACUGAACAAAAUUGCCUCGGCAGAAAAACCUGGGAGCCCCCUCGGGACCCUGCCAGUCUCUGCCUAAAGAGUCAGCCAGGGAGUUACCAAUGGGAUUUUUUAAAAGCCUUUAUUCAGGAAUGGAAGUAACACAAAAGAGAAUUGGUAAUUUCCUCUCCACCCCAAAAAGGAAAAAAAUUUUUGUUUGAGGGGGGUUAGGGGACAGUGGGGAGCUGGUUCUGAUGAAAGCGUGUCAACUUUUCUUUUAUGGUUGGGACCCUGUUCAAUAUCUUUUGUAGUUUUCAGAAUUUUUUGUUAAGGAAAUGGAAGAAACUUUGAUAAGCUAAAUCACCAGCAUUCACAUAUUUCGGCAAUAAAGUUUACAAAAUCUGUAUUUCUGCAGCCUCUAUUCAUGUGUUGUAGAAACAAGACAGGGUACUAAUUUUUAUACUGUUUUCUAUAGAAAAUAUUUACAGUGUUGGUGCUCAAACCGCCAUUUCUAGAUAGAUGAAUUUGCAACCUGCUUUUCAAUGUUUAAUAACAAAGUUUUAUAAUGACCCCACUUUUAAUAAGCUUGGCGCAUUAUCCGGCCAAAAAGUAAUCACAAGUUUGUAAUCAGGCCUUUUGGAUCUAAGAGUUUUUUAGACUCAGAACUGGUUGAAGAGGGCCUCCGAAAGAAAAGGGAAAACAGACUUUGCUGUCAGCUUCUUUGUAACAUUUUCAAGGGAAAUUCCAAGCAUCCAUUUCUUCUAGGCUUGCAGCCCAGGGAGCUAAAAUUUUAUUUAACUAGAGAGUCACUUGUGUCCAUGGUGUGACUUAGGAAGGAUGUACCCCAGAGGAUAAUUUAAAAUACCUGACAUACCCAGUGAGCAGUGAGCUGCUAUAGGAUUUGAGUGUCUGUUUAAUGUGUGUUUUUGGGCCAUUGCUUUGCUGAAGACAGACCAUUCACAGUUUCCUAUUUGUAUCUAAAACACCAAAAAGAUGACGUAAGCAAUCACACCAGCUGCUUUGUAAAUUGCAGAUUGACUUACUUUGAUGUGACCUUUUGAGGUGCCCUUACCGUGGGUAGAAUAACUUCUUAGAGUAAAAGGAAAUGUCCUCAUUGGUUGGUUGAAGUUUUCACCAAAGUACAGCUUGUCUGUGUGUGUGCUGCUGCCCAGCUCCAGUGUUCUCAUUCCUUUAUUAUUAAAAACGUUUUGAAAUGCAAGUUAUGCUAAAGGGCAGUCAUACUCCCAAGCUGUCCUUUGAUCCAUUUUGUUCAGAGGAAAAUUUUUUGAUCAAACUAAACAGGAGUGGAGAAGUGAGAAGGUUUUUGCAGUCUACCUGGAGAGUAGACCAUGCAUGGGCACCACUCUAAAUUAUUUGAGUACAUGUCCCAGAUAGAGAAGAGACGCUGUCCUCCUGUGUCAAGUAAGCCACGGAAGCUUUUUUUGUUAAACGUUAUUAGAAAUUCUGGCAACAGAAUAAAUGCAAGGAAUGUAUGGAAUGUUGAACUACUUGAUUAGCCUGGGAAUAUUUUUCCUGUGCAAUACGUAUUUAGAUUUUGUCUUUGCUUCUCAGUUAUUGGCAUUUACCUUUAUUAAAAUGAUGGUAAGGUCAAAUAUUCAAUAAUUAAAUGUAAUUAAGUUUCGUGUUCAGGUCUUUUUAGUCUUUGAUACAGACCUCACCUGGUCAUCCAUUGUAUGUGACUUGACACCCAUUAUAUUGCCCUUUAUUAUCAGCUGCUAUUGGACAUUUAUGUAAGUGCUGCCUGUAUUCUUUGGAGGUUUUCAUGUUUUUGGACACUUGGAUAAUUAAGUAUUCCUGCUUGUCAUGAGACAUCAUACAGUUGUAAGAGAACCAUAAUUAAAUGUAUAUAUCUCAUUUUUUUUCCCCACCAACCCAAUCCUUUCUCUCCCCACUCAUGUCUUAAACCCACCAUAAACAUUUUUGACUAUGUAUAUGCCAUAGAUGGCAUCAAAUUUGCAUAUUUAAAAAAUUAUGACAUGCAAAAUAGUGCUAGUUGUUCUGGUGGGUAAUACAAGAUCUUCGAACAUUUGGUCGAGUCUCACAUAGAACUUGAUUCUCUGAGGAGUGUUGUUUCUAAAGAAGAGAUGUAUUGAAAAUAGAUGUUAUAAUGAACGCUUCCAUUUCCUGAUUUGAUGUAGAAAUACCUUUUAUAAAUGACCUCUGCUUUUCAGUUUGUCCAUCGAAAGAUUGUAAGUUGGGAAACAGUUCCCAUCUGAAAACUAGUUAUCAAGAACCAGAACCCGUGUUGUGUGUUGUUUCAGUGUGGCUUCCUCAUCCCACAGCUCUGGGUGAUGAGGGCAGAGCGGAUGAGGCAGGUCCCCCAGUGCACUUUAUUGCCUGAGCAAUUUCACUUGAUCUUUUUGGACUUUGAGCCUUUUUUAAGUAGUUCAGUAAUAAAAUUUUAAAUGUUUCCUAAUUAUGUUGUAUGUAACAGACUUUGACUUAUUAUUUAAAUGAGGAUAUGUAACGUAACUUUUUUCUUUGAAUCGUAUAAAACUUUUUUGAUUUGCUAA
Molecule: messenger RNA, 4055 nt
Organism: Loxodonta africana (African savanna elephant)
Lineage: Eukaryota; Metazoa; Chordata; Mammalia; Proboscidea; Elephantidae
Gene: KLF11
Product: KLF transcription factor 11
Exons: 4
Coding region: 68-1621 (517 amino acids)
Biological process (GO): regulation of transcription by RNA polymerase II
Molecular function (GO): RNA polymerase II cis-regulatory region sequence-specific DNA binding; DNA-binding transcription factor activity, RNA polymerase II-specific
Source: RefSeq, a predicted model, not a curated record